Molecule: messenger RNA, 372 nt
Organism: Lycium ferocissimum
Lineage: Eukaryota; Viridiplantae; Streptophyta; Magnoliopsida; Solanales; Solanaceae
Exons: 3
Coding region: 43-345 (100 amino acids)
Source: RefSeq, a predicted model, not a curated record
UGCCAGGGUUUUCAAAGCUUUAGCUUGAUCGUUGAAUAUUUGAUGAAGCAUUUGAAGCCAACGGGGAAGACACAAAACCUAUAUGGCUUCCCUUGGGCUUUCAUGGCUUGGGCAUUUGAAGCCAUUCCUCACCUCAGGCAUCAAGUCAAGGAAUACUCCGAAGAAGUUACCUAUCCAAGAAUUCUUAGAUGGCUCACUGCCAGGAACAACACAAAAUUGAGUGUUGACCUUUUCAACCCCCCUAAGGAAGCUGUUGUGAACCCAUGGCUUGUCCCAACAAUAAGAGAGUUGGAGAUGCCAUGCCUUGUCACCUUUUUGCCCAAAGAAUCAGGCUCGAUGUAUUGAUUGAUGGGUUCAAAGGGGAAUUAGCUG